GUUAUGCGCAUGCGUAUCCUUUGUUUUCCCACAUGCUCAGUGUUAUGGCCCAUGGAAGCCAGUUAUCGACAAGCUUUGCAUUAGAUUAAACGGCAUAAACUCUUGCCUGAUUUUAAUCUUCUCUUAAAUUGUUUUUCAUUCGAUAUCGAAAAAACAUGUCAGAAGAGAGCAAUUCAACUAAAGCAGAAUCACUUGACACUAAGCCUAUACUAACUGGCUCUGCCUCCAAUACUACAACAGCAGCAUCACAAAGCAGUGGGGGAGGAGGUGGUGCAACAAAAUCAAGUUCACAAAGUCUUAAACCAAACUACUCUUUAAAAUUUACAUUAGCUGGUCAUACUAAAGCAUUGUCAUCUGUCAAAUUUAGUCCUAAUGGUGAAUGGCUGGCUAGUUCUUCCGCUGACAAAUUGAUUAAGAUUUGGGGUGCUUAUGAUGGCAAGUUUGAAAAGACUAUUUCAGGACAUAAAUUGGGUUUGAGUGAUGUGGCUUGGUCAACAGAUAGCAAGCUUUUAGUCAGUGCAUCAGAUGAUAAAACUCUGAAAAUUUGGGAUUUUGCAACAGGCAAGUGUUUAAAGACAUUGAAAGGCCACAGUAACUAUGUAUUCUGCUGUAAUUUUAACCCACAGUCAAAUCUGAUUGUCUCUGGAUCUUUUGAUGAGAGUGUGAGGAUAUGGGAUGUUAAAACUGGAAAAUGUUUGAAGACAUUACCAGCUCACUCAGACCCUGUCACUGCUGUACAUUUUAACAGAGAUGGCUCUUUGAUAGUGUCAAGCAGUUAUGAUGGUUUAUGUCGUAUUUGGGACACAGCAUCUGGCCAAUGUCUCAAAACUCUUAUGGAUGAUGACAAUCCACCAGUGUCAUUUGUAAAGUUCUCUCCUAAUGGCAAAUAUAUUUUGGCGGCUACGCUUGACAACACUUUAAAAUUGUGGGAUUAUUCUAAAGGGAAGUGUUUAAAAACAUACUUGGGACAUAAAAAUGAAAAAUAUUGUAUCUUUGCCAACUUUUCUGUGACAGGUGGAAAGUGGAUUGUGUCUGGUUCAGAAGAUAACAUGGUCUAUAUCUGGAAUUUACAAACGAAAGAGGUGGUACAGAAACUGGCUGGACAUACAGAUGUUGUAUUGAGCUGUGCAUGCCAUCCUACAGAAAACAUCAUUGCAUCAGCAGCUUUGGAGAAUGACAAAACCAUCAAACUUUGGAAGAGUGACACAUAGCAGGCCCAUCAGAUCAUUAUCCAAGUGUUCUCUCAAUAAAAGCAUAGUCACUCAUCAACUAUUUGGUGCCACUGUGAAUUGACUCGUGUCACUGCUUGAUAUUUUUUUGUUGGUGUGUUCUGAUGGGACAGCAAGCUGCAAAUGGACAAGUUUGGACAGUCCUGUUCUGUGAACACAUUGAAAGCAAGAUUGAAGCUAAUAUUCUUUAUGGAUCACAUACAAGGCUGCAAUUCUUUUAUUUCCUGGAUUUAACCUCUACCACAAUUGUAAGAUCUUGAGAAUAAUGUGUUUGCUGUAAAUCUUGGAUUUAACAUCUUCUAAAUUAACAGCUCAUGAAAAAGAUCUGUUGAGGGCUAAUCUUGACAGUGGUAAAGCAUCAAGCUCAAGUGGAACAGCACAUGUAUCACAUAUGUUGGAUAGAUUUUUAAAACCCCAGCUACUAACUAAAAUUAAUUCAAUGUAAAUUCUAAACCCAACCCGUGUUAGUGACACGCUUGACAUGACUCAAACCUUGAGUUGUCUUCUUUGGGAAGUUAAAAUCUAUUAAUCUCUUAAUUCUAUUAAACCCAGAUCAUGUGUUUUUAUUGAAUAUUUUGGAUUUACAGCAAAUAUUUCCACCUAGUGAUAAAAUAUUUUUGGAGAUUCAAUGCCAUUUAACUUGUGCUAGUACAUUUCUCAUGGCUGACACUCAGCAUGUAGAACAAGGUCUUGUGUUGACAGUGAUCAUCUUGUUCCAGCUUGCUGUUUCAACACCCCCACAAAAAUGUAUUGAUCAGAUUGUGUGUGUGUGGAUGCAAAUGUUGAGUGAGAAAGUGUGCAUACAUGAAUCCUAUUAUGUUUUUAUCCUACAAAUGUCUAUAAAUAUUGAUCAGUACAUGAGCAGACUAGAGCUGUAACAAACAUGACAUGAGCUUUCCUAUUGAUAAAGUAGAAGUGUAUGGAGAAAAUGAGCUUUCAUACAAGUCACCAAAUGAGUGUACAAACCAUACAUACCAUGUCAAUCAGUCUUGUCAGGUUUUCAUUUUUUAGACUCAUUUCAUGUGCACAUUUCAUUGGAUUGCUUUUAUUUUUUAAUAAGUAUUUGAACAGUUUCUCUUUGCCCCUUUGUCAACAUGUACACAUGUUUUGUUUCAUGUCAAUGUCCAAAGUUUUUACAAAUCAAUUUCUUGUUGAAACAGAAAUCUCAUUGAAAGCAUUGUGUGUCAGUGUAAGUAAACUAACCUGUAUAGUAUUUAUUGAAUAGCCAAUGUGUGUAGAGUUUAUGGGCAGCUGUAGCACUCAAUGGUUCAUUUUUAUAAAGAUCCAAACGUCAUUUUACCUUUUUAAUGUUUGAAAUUCCAGUAGUUACAAAUAUAAAGUUUCUUCGAACAUCAGGUAUGAAAAGUUGUACGAGUUUGAUUUGACUUUCACAUUUGUGUACAUCUUCAUUGUGUUUGCUGUUAGAGAGCUUGGGAAAUUGUGACAGUUAUGGAGAAAUAGAAAUCUUCUGAUCUAGAUAGUAUUAAAUUAAAACUACUAGACCAUAGAUUACACAGAGUACAUCACAUUUAGCUGAGUGGCUAGAUUCAACUGUUGGGACAAAUUGAAGUGCCACAUAGUGAGCUCAACUGUUGUUGGCUUGUGUCAAUUAUUUUUUCUGUAUUUGACCCAAUUCAAGUCAUUACUAUUAUGACUUGUGUUUUAAAUAACUUUAGGAUACUUGUAUCAGACUAUUACAGUGCUAGGAUUGCCAAGUUUCACUUUUUGGACAGAAUGGAUACUUUGUAUUAAUGUUGUCUGUCUGUUAUUCAAAUUAUGUAAUACAUUUUUGUUUUCAUACA
This is a messenger RNA of Biomphalaria glabrata, 3031 nucleotides long. RefSeq names its product WD repeat-containing protein 5. The record is from RefSeq and is a predicted model, not a curated record. NCBI's taxonomy places the organism in Eukaryota, Metazoa, Mollusca, Gastropoda, Planorbidae. The transcript has 14 exons. Gene Ontology annotation, molecular function: protein binding. Bases 156 to 1211 code for a protein of 351 amino acids.